Messenger RNA from Struthio camelus australis, 884 nucleotides. NCBI's taxonomy places the organism in Eukaryota, Metazoa, Chordata, Aves, Struthioniformes, Struthionidae. The record is from RefSeq and is a predicted model, not a curated record.
CCGCUGUCCUUUUAUGUCCCCAGGAGCCUGAUGCCACGAACGUUGGAGGGGCAGAUCACCAUGGAGAAGACCCCCAGCUACUUUGUGACCAAGGAGGCGCCCAGGCGGAUUUACAACAUGUCCCGGGACACGAAGCUGAUCGUGGUGGUGAGGAACCCCGUCACCAGGGCCAUCUCGGACUACACGCAGACACUCUCCAAAAACCCCACCAUCCCCAGCUUCCAGGCCCUGGCCUUCAAAAACAUCAGCACGGGACUGAUCGACACGACCUGGAGCGCGGUGAGGAUCGGGAUCUACGCCAAGCACCUGGACAACUGGCUGCAAUACUUCCCCCUGUCCAAAUUCCUCUUCGUCAGCGGGGAGAGACUCGUGAGCGACCCGGCCGGGGAGAUGGGCCGAGUCCAAGACUUUCUGGGUCUCAAGAGGGUGGUGACGGACAAACAUUUCUAUUUCAACGAGACCAAGGGUUUCCCCUGCCUGAAGAAGCCGGAAGGCAGCAGCAGGCCCCGUUGCCUGGGGAAAUCCAAAGGACGGCCUCACCCGAAAAUCGACUUGCAGGUGGUCCAGCGCCUGCAGGAGUUCUACAGACCCUUCAACAUGAAGUUUUACCAGAUGACAGGGCAGGACUUUGGGUGGGACUGAGGCGGUCCGGGCCGCCCAGGGCCGCCCUUCGGACAAACUCCUCCCUUCGUUCUAAUUUAUAUCGGAGCUCUUCGGGCGAGAAACGGACCCUUACGGAGUAGAGAGAAAUAUUUAAGAAAUAAAAACCCAGAUGUCCCCUCUGCCCCCAAUUCCCCAACCAGAGUAAAUAUUCUUCCAUAUAAACCUCGCUAAUCUAUAUUAACCGUGAGCGUUUGGGGCGGGUGGGUGUGUGGCUGCGUGGU